UUAGCUGUCGCUUUCAGCACACUUUUCGCAUAGGUGUGCUUUAACAAAAGUUUUACCCAGUUCUUUUCCAGCGGAAAUUGUAUAAUAAUUACCGAAAAAACUGACCUGGACUCAAUUCGGAUUUGUGUCAGUGCUAGAAAGAAAAUGCUGCAGCGGCAGAAAUUGUCAGAUAGCAAACGAUUUGGCAGCAGCCUUCCCUCAAGAACCAUUCCCCAUCGGGCACCCAAGUGAAGUGGAGACAAUGGCUUUGGCAGCAGCAACAACAGCAGGACCUUCGCAUGGCGCACUGGCCAUGGCCGUGAAUUCGACUGGUGGUGCUAUCCAUCAAUACGAGGAGAACGCCGAGCACCUGCGCCAGCUGUUCAGCCUGAGCAAGCUGGUGUCCUUUAGCAUUGCCCACAUCGCGUGCACCGCGGGCAGCAGCAGCGGCGACAACUACAUGUCCGUGGUGAAGCGAGUCACUAUUAGCCAGGCGCCGGCUGACAAGGAUCAGGAGCUAGCGAACAGCGAAAUUGUUACAGUCAUCAUCAAGAGGCAAAUCGCGAGUCUGUCGCGCCGGCAGCUCUACCGGUGCGAGGAAGCCUUCAGCAAUGAGAUCAACGCCUACCGAUAUUUGGCGCCUCUGUUGGCCGCCCACAGCCGCCAGCAACUUUUUCCGGUGUGCCAUAUCGCGGAGAGCCAGGAUCGCAGGGAUCCCGACGGCGGAGAGCCGAUUAUCGUGCUGCAGGACCUCAAGGCCUUGGGUUUUCGCAUGAAGAAUCGUCUGGCUGGCUUGGAACUGCGAGACUGUCUCCUAGUUAUGAAGAAACUGGCCCAAUUGCAUGCCGCUUCGCUGGCCGCCCAGGAACUGGAACCCACGUUUUUUGCCUCCCAGGCCCAGCAUCUUCAAGAGAUUGUAUACUGCGAUGAGGCGGCAGAGUUCUAUGCCACCAUUCUGGACACCUCUGUGCAGCAGGCAUUGGAAAGUCUAGAUGGCUCCAAUGCAGACGAAAGCCUAACAAAACCCAUUCGGCUGCUCGAUGAUCUUCGUUGCAAUUUGUUUGGAAAACUGAAGCAGGAGAUUAACGCGGCUGCAGAUGCUUCACAUAGUGUGAUCUGCCAUGGUGACCUGUGGGUGAACAACAUUAUGUUCCGUGCCGAACCGGAGGAGGUGAUCUUCUUCGACCUGCAGGCCAUGCGCCGUUCCUCGCCCGUUUUUGAUAUUCUUCACUUUAUUUACACCAGCACGAGAAGGCAGCUGAGGGAUGUGCACACGGACACCAUGCUGGCCGCCUACUCCGAGGCGCUGGGUCAGGAACUAAGAUACCAGCUGGAGGACACGCCCGCUGCUGAGCGAUUGGAGGAGCUAUGCGAAGCCUUUUCGCUGCAACGUCUCAGCGCGGAUUAUGUGAGGCAAGUGCACUACGGCCUGGCCAUCGGCAUGUGGAUCCUGCCAGCUGUCACCUUCGAUCCGAACAACCUGCCCAAUCUAGACGUGAUGAGUGAGCAGAAUCUCACGGGUAAGGAAAUCAAGUGCACCCAGACACUCACUUCCGAGUACCAUCUGCGUAUCCGGGAGCUGGUGAUGGAGUUCUACGAGCUCGGCUAUCUUCAAAUGGAAAAGCAAAACUUUUAAAAGUA
Drosophila rhopaloa is the source of this 1620-nucleotide messenger RNA. RefSeq lists its product as uncharacterized. Lineage: Eukaryota; Metazoa; Arthropoda; Insecta; Diptera; Drosophilidae. The coding region runs from base 242 to 1615 and encodes 457 amino acids. The record is from RefSeq and is a predicted model, not a curated record. The transcript is spliced from 3 exons.